Molecule: messenger RNA, 3973 nt
Organism: Ruditapes philippinarum (Manila clam)
Lineage: Eukaryota; Metazoa; Mollusca; Bivalvia; Venerida; Veneridae
Product: WD repeat-containing protein 27-like
Exons: 24
Coding region: 369-3116 (915 amino acids)
Molecular function (GO): protein binding
Source: RefSeq, a predicted model, not a curated record
CCUAGCUCUUAUUGAAAACACCUCUAGGUUCUUUUACAUGCCCAGUGUAUAGCAUUGAUACGUGUAAAGAUUACCUGGAUUUCUUACCAGUACACCUCUAGGCACUAGGUGGGAAACACUGAAAGUGUCUCUGAAAAAUCCCAAAGGUGUUACCCCAGAUCGAACCAGGGACCUCAGGAGUGACAGUCAAUGGUCUAACCAACUGAGCUUUCAUUAUACAGUGCACUCCAGAUACAACAAGAUUGUCUGGACUUCACAUGAUUCCUCAUUAUAAGCGGGUCUCGUUAUAACAGGGACAGAACAAAUUGAGAAAUCCGACACUUAUUUCUACUUUCCCUUUCGUGUACAUAUUUUUUGACAAGUAUAUAAUGGGAGCUACAAUGGAUAUACAAUAUGUGCACAGUCAGAGAGUUGCAUUUACGCCAGCUCAUGUACAGCUAGCAUGUGAUGGAUUAUAUCUAGCAUUACCUCUCACAAGAUCAACUGUUGGAAUAUGGAGCCUACAGGAUAUCUCUUGUAAGCCGCUUGAGUUAGUUGGGCACAGUAAAAUACUGAGAGCUCUUGCUCUUGGUAAUUUAUCAGUUCCCAAACAACUAGUAUCAGCUGCUGAAGAUUAUGUUAUCAUAUGGAAUCUACAGCAAGCCAGGAGACAGUUUGAGAAAGGUGAGAAGAUAAAAGGUCGGGUGAUUGGUACAACAUUAGGAUGUGUUCAGUAUUGUUCUCUUAGUCCAAAUGACUCUCUUGUAGCUGUGUGUGUAGACAUUGACAUUGUAAUACUACAAGCUGCUAGAGAGAAUAAGAUAGCAGUACUAGAAGGUCAUAAUGGUACAGUAACAGCAGCUGAAUUUUGUCCUCACUAUACGUCUACACUUGUUUCCAUAUCUGAUGAUCGUACAUUCAAGGUAUGGAACUUGGAAGAUUUGACGCUUGUAUAUCAGUCACCUAUAUUGACACCAUCACCAUUUCUGAGUGUAGCAAUGAAUAUACAUGAACCUCGUGUUGCUAUAGGAGCAGCAGAUGGUGUGAUUCGUGUUAUAGACCUCACAGAUGGUAAUGGGUUUAGAUGUUUACAUCAGUUUGAUGUUGGUAAAGUCAUUGCUAAGGAGAAGGACGCUAAGUUUAUGGAACAAAAUGAAACCAAGAAAGGGCCUGUCACCAUAAGUAGUAGACCAACAUGGAAGCAGGGAGACCGGAACAAUUCAGUGAGUGAUGUACCUGACAACAUUGAUGACAGUGUAGAAGCUGGAUCAUCUGUACUCUGUUUAUAUUAUACAUAUGUACAUGAAGAGACCCUGGCUAGACAGGCAACUACAGUAUCUAGAGAUCUACCAUUCCUCUCAAACAAAACUGAUGUUGUAGGUGAUUUAUUGAAGACCUCUCCUAUGUUGAUGGUGGGUACAACAGCAGGCAUGCUAGAGUUUAAUGCUAGAACACUAGAUAUGGCUGGCUAUGUUGACUUUCAAGAUCCAGUAAGCUGUAAGGAUAACUUGAAUGCUGAUACAAAGACAUUGAAUGCUGCUGGUACAAUUAUAUUUGGUCAAAGUGCUGACAACAAGAUAUGGUGCAUAGUAGGAAGUCCUUUCCAAAAUGUUGUUCAUAUAUUAAAAUGGGGAAAGUCGGAAAGUAAAUCUAGGAACCAGACACCAGUAUCACGAAGUUCUGGGAACCAGACACCAGGGUCACAGAGUUCAAGUGAUCUAACAGAUAUAGAGGACAGAUUUUCAGCUAUGGAUCCCUCUUCAAGAGCUGAAAGUAUACAGAAACAAAUAGAAAUAACAGUAUUAUCUAAGUCAGCCUUACUGGAUGAUUCACCAUUGAGAGCUGAUAUGACACCAAAGACUAAAGAUACUAAAGAUAAAGUCCCUAGAGAUUUUGUAACUCCUCCAAAGAAAGGUGCUAUAUUAGAUAAACAGCCCGUCACAUUCAAGACAAAAAUAAAAUCAUCUGGUUAUACUGCAGCUCCAAGAAUGACCAUGUUUACACCAUCAACAAACAUUUCUGCAAAACCUAAAAUACUGGCAAAAUCAAGUACUAGGCAGACUCAGUCAGCACGAGAGUACCCAGUACGUGGUAACCCUCCAGUAAAUCUUAGUACAAAAUUUGAUGUUGCUGAGAGACCAACAGCUGUCAACACAAUUACUGUUUCAGAUGGAGGUCAGAACCUAGCAUGUGCUCUUGCCAAUAAGUCAGCUCUUGUGUUCAGUGUUCCAUUGUCAAAUAAAGGUUCUACAGCUUAUACAGGACAUAACCACAUAGUGACCUGUGUAGACUGGAGUCAUACUGGUUCCCGGCUUCUCACAUGUUCUGAUGAUAAGACAGCAUGUGUAUGGAUCAAAGGUCAAUCAGAUCCUGUAAUGACCUUUGACAGAAUGGUUAAAAACACAGCUAAUACAGAGAGUAAAAUUAACAAAAAGGAUAACAAAGCCUAUAGUAAAGAAGUGCACUUUGGACAGUUUUAUUUUAUGGAUAAAUUUAUUUUACUGUGUGUUGGAAACCAACUUCUCAUGUAUAAAUAUUAUAUAGAUACCAACAAAAAUGAUAUACAAAGGUAUUUAGCUCAGGGUAAAUAUAAGCUGGUACAAGAAUGGGGAGUAGAGUCACAACAGGUGACAUCCAUGUCAGCCAUUAACAGUUUCCUCUCUUAUAUUGUAUUAUGUGCAUGCAGUAACAAGAGUAUAGAGGUAUUUGAUUUGAACACUGGACAAAUGGUGAGAAAAAUGACAGAUGUUCAUUCAAGACCUGUACAUGCAUUAUGUCAAAAUGAGGGAUCACAAUUUGUAUCUCAUCCAUCAAGUGCCUAUGAUUUGUUUGCCUCGGCUGCAGCAGGUGACUGUAUCAAACUGUGGGAUCUUAGAACUAACAGAUGUGUAAGGAGAUAUGAAGGUCAUUUAAACAGAGUUCACCCAUGUGGUUUAUCAUUUAGUCCUUGUGGAAGAUUUAUUGCUACAGGGUCAGAAGAUAAAUGUAGUUAUAUAUUUGACAUGAGAUCAGGGACAUUUUUACAUAAAUUACAAGGUCACACUGAUGUUGUGUCUGAUGUAGCAUUUCAUCCUUCAACUCCACAGCUUUACACAUGUAGUUUAGAUGGCAAGUUAAACCAAUACACCAACAGAUGAUAACAAAUUCAAGUUUUAGUCUUUGUACUUUUGUGCUCUCCUGAAAAAUCUAGUCCUUGCAACAAUGUCAAAGACGAUUAAAGUAGUCAAUGUGAACAAGUAUUGUUCAUGUCUGGCGAAAAAGUCCUGUUCUUGUACUUGAGCAGAUAUACAGGCCAGGAAAGGUUGUUACAUAUCUUUGAGCUUCCAGAUAUAAUUGACUGUAAUCCGCCUGAAAGGAAGAUGGAUUGUGGGAUUUACAACACUCAUGAUUUAAACAUGAGAAGAAAUCAACGCUGAUUUACAUAGCAGAGAAUAUAUGAAUACAUUGUGAGAAUGCAUAUCGUCAGAACAUGAACUAUGUUAUAUUGAUAUCUAAUAUCAAGUAAACAAACUAUAAACUCUUGGUGUCUAUCGUUUUCAGAAAGAAUCUCAUGGUAUCAAAGAUGAUAUUGUGGUGAUUACAAUGUGCAUAUUUUAUUACAUUCACAUAAAACUAGCUCUACAUGAUGUGUUUCAAAGUAAUAUGCUUUGUGUUCUUCACUUAAAAUUCAAUACUACAUUACUCAUUUAUCGGUAAUAAAAUGAUGAAGUGUCCCGAUCAUUACAGAAACUUCAUGCAGAAUGUGUGUAUCUCUUUAGAUAAGUUUAAUGUUUCUUGAUGCUGACUUAAUUCAAUAUAAUUGUUUGUCAUUUUAUGUUAAAAGGCAAACUAUUUUCAGAUUGCUUACAUUGUACAUGCUAUUCAGAUUGAAAGUUAAUUGCACAUGUUCACAAAUGCUUCAUUUCAAAUGAAAGUAAAAUGAUUUUUGUUAUGUUUUUUGAUUGUUGAAAAAACAAAUGAGUAAAAAAAUAAAAAUGUCAUGGACCCAACUGUU